AUGUACAGAAGGUACAAAGAGUAUGACCCUUUCAUAAUGCCGCAUAUCGUUAAGCAAGUUUAUUAUGUUCCUUACCUUUCAAUUCAGCCGUGUAAACGAGGAUGGUGUGUCGUUAUCGAAACAAAACCAUUGGGUCAUAUUGAAAUUGACGAUUUAGUGGAAGAUGUUGCUUACCAAGACCAUGAAAUUUCUCAAAUUAAUGAUGUGGGUGAAGUUGAACAAAUUACAAAUUUGUGUGAUACAUUGGCUGAAGGUCAUCAAAUUGAUGCAUCUGUGUCGUUGGUAGAAAAUAAUGUGGAUGAAGAGCAAGAAAAGUUUGGAUCUGAGGACAAUAUUGAAUUAGAUGAUGAAAAUAAUAUGGAUGAAGAGCAUGAAGAGUUUGAAUAG
Molecule: messenger RNA, 387 nt
Organism: Lathyrus sativus (Indian pea)
Lineage: Eukaryota; Viridiplantae; Streptophyta; Magnoliopsida; Fabales; Fabaceae
Source: the annotation of a GenBank genome assembly